Bactrocera dorsalis (oriental fruit fly) is the source of this 4468-nucleotide messenger RNA. RefSeq lists its product as hypothetical. Lineage: Eukaryota; Metazoa; Arthropoda; Insecta; Diptera; Tephritidae. The record is from RefSeq and is a predicted model, not a curated record. Bases 993 to 3287 code for a protein of 764 amino acids. The transcript has 6 exons.
UAUAACAUGUUAUCCAAGUAGAGAUACUUUUUCAACAGCUGCCAUGUUUUUUUUGUUCAGUAUUGUUUGGCAUUUCAUCAUGGAAAGACUUACGCCUCAACAAGUCGUUCAACUUUAUUACGAAAAUUCACGUUUUGUAAAGAAUGUGUUUCGUGCUCUUCGUUCAACUCAUGGUCAACAUAAUCGGUCUACUGUAUGUACCAUUCGCAACACAUCAUAAAUCUUGCGGCCCAGCACUCAUUAUUGGAUAAUAUUCGACGGAAUAGACCACUUCCACCAUGCAGAGAAGGAAAUAGAUCAGCCGUUGCUGAAAGUGUAUACGAAGACCGCGGAGAGUCGAAUCGACGCCGUCCGUAGCAACUCGGACUGACAUGUGGUACGAUUUGAUGCAUUUUACGUCGAGAUCUUAAAUUGAAAGCGUAAAAAAUACAGCUAUCUAUCUAUGUUCUUGUCUUAACGAAGAGCAACAUGAAGAGAUUCUGGAACUGCCAUUUGAUUCAGAAAACGUUUUGGUGUGCUGUGGUGGUGUGAUGAUUCCACCGGUCCACAUUUCUUCAAAAAUGAUGCCAGUGAGAAUGUAACGUCAAUGACGACCGUUAUCACGCCGACUAUUUGAUGCCUGAAAUUGAAGUUCAUAAUCGUUUUGACAUUUGGUUUCAACAAGAAGGCACCACUUCUCACACAUCGCGCCCAAUCAAUGGAUUUAUUGAGGAUACAAAUUGACUUAAUAUAAACUCACACGAAAAUCGCCGCAGGAGAUAACUCUUCAUUAGUAAAACACAAAUACGGAUAUUAACUACAACAAAGGACUGCAAAAUCCAGGACACUAAAGAAACGCAAACAAAGGCAAACGAUAAAGAGAACAAACAAUCAAAGUCAAAGUCAGCAAAUUUAUUCCUCAAGCCGCAUUCUUCCGUGAUGUGAUAGAUAAAAUGCCGUUGAGGUCAAUUAGGUGAAAGAAUACCGGUGAAACCUAGCAAAUACAGCGCUUGAUGGUAAUAGGCAUAAAUCGAGCGAUAGCACCCCAAGUGGCAAGUAUAGCGAUGCCAACAGAAGAUCAGAGGCCGAAUAAUUUAGCAAAAAUGUCGCACACAUUUCACCCAAAACAAAAAGCAAUAACAACAGUGAUACCUACCAGCACAACUUGUAACGGUAAAUACGGGUACCAACAACAUCGACAACGAAGCAGUAUCGCGCAUAAUAGAAAACACGGUCCACAGCGACAACGACCCUCCCGCGGCACAUGUCCCACCCACAAGAGUUAUGUGUUCAGCAACAGCGCACAAGUCAGGAUGCUAUGGAUGCCACAGUUAUUCACAGUGGCAGCAUUCUUGAUGUGUCACAGCGUCGCAAUUGUUAACGCAACAGCAGUGCAAACGCCACACCCUCUCAGCAGGGGAGUAAUCAACACUGACUCUGAUACAGCUGGCCACAGAGCAAUGCGAGCGACGCAAUAUAGUCAACCGUUAACCGUUGAGGGGGGAAUGUACAAUCCAGAUAACAAUAGCUUUCUGCCGAUUAUCCCGAAGGACAUUAGUCCAGAAUAUAUUGCACAAAAUGUGUUUACGAAAGGAGGUCAGUAUCGCGUGUUUGAGCCCACAGAUAGCGACCUGCGCAUCCAAAUGACAAUGGGUCAGAAGGUAAACAGUGUCGAUAGCAUGGAGGUGAACGCCAACGCACAGCACAAUAUUCGCAUAGUGAGCGGUAUCAGUAGUGCUACGGACGAAAAUAUAAAAACUACAGCCGAAGGAGCAAUGGUGGCAAAGUUGAAGGAACAAACAAAUGGCCAACAAGAGACUGAGAAGAAAGCAACGCUCAGCCUAAGUGCUGACAAAAUCGAAAAGCCACUAAAGCAAACGGAACACACACUUCACAAAGUGGGUGCAUCAACUAACAUCCCAGCAACAGCAACAGUUAUGGUACACAAAAGCAAAGCAUUGCCGAACUCUUUUAAUGCUGAGCAGCUAGCUUUAGAAGAAAGAAAGAUAGCAAGUGUCCAGAAAGAAAACUUAAAACCGCAUCCAACAGCAACAACAGACUUUGCGGAUGUCUCUCAAAAUACAGUCGGCGGUGAUAUAAAAGAGCUGGAGGCCUUGUUGGUCGAAUAUGCGGAGAAUUUCUUUAACAAAGCCCAAUAUGAGCCUUCCAGUGAGCUAGUAAAUGCAUUGCAACAAAAUCACACGAUGGUCGGUGGCCCGCACAAAGAGCGUCCGACACGGCAUGCCGAUGCCAACCCACACCAUCACCAUCACAACCACCUACACCACCGCCAGCAUUCCUUGCCAGCCGUUGUACAUAAGCCAGAUGGCAAUGUGAGUGUAAAUAUUCCGCGUGCCUUGGAAUCGGGAAGGUUGCUCUUCUUUUCAGGUUUGAAAAAGGCAUUAUGGCCAGUGUAUAUCGGCUUGCAGGUGCUGAAAUCGCUGCUUUUGGCUUUGUUUAUGCCGGUAUUGAUUGGCUCAUUCAGUAAAUUCUUGGGCAAGGGCAUUGUCUCCGGUUCUGCGCCGCUCUUCAUACGACCGCCAGACACGCCUCAGGAUCUAGACUUCCGUGAUAAUACCAUCAAUUUCGAUGACGACAAGUUCGCCGCCGUCGAGGAGGGCACAAAAGAGGAUGGCUAUGCCUACAAUCAAGCGGAGGCCUCGCAAACACACUACACCUACAAUGCAGCAGGGGGCAUAAAUCGCAUUGAACAGCAAAACAAAAUGCCAGACACCUAUUUGAGUGCAUUACAGACCAUCGGUUCCGCGUCGUUUAAAAAUUCCGGUUCGCUCUCGGGCAGUUUCUCGGGGGGAGGUCUGGGCGGAGGUGGCCUCGGCGCACCAAUGCGCACAAAACCAAUUGCACCAGCAAACACCAACACUUUCCAGACUUUCCAAAAGGUGCCAGCCUCGUCGCUGCUACUUUCCAACUACGACCCCUUCUACAGUCCACUGCUCUCACGUUUGGAUUCUGUUUUCGCGCAUUUGAAAUUAAAUUCCGACAACGAGAACUGUCGUGAAAAGCUGAUUUGUCUAAUGUAUGCAAAUCCAGCGAAAUACGCACCCUACAGUAACCUUGUGUCAGCGCAAUUAUCGCGUGAGUUGAAUGAACUGCGCAAACCAACUUCUGAUAAUCCAGAUAUUUUGAGAUUCUUCAAGUAUAUGCGCGCCGCCAAGGACGGGCAGGAUGGCAUUGAUUGUGAAAAAUCGUUUGAUCGUUGUCAGGAAUUUAAGGAUUUCGAGAAUCCAGCCAUGGUCUCAACAUAUCAUGACAUCAACAAAUUGGUAUCAGCACGAAAGUUGGCGUAGAUGAGAGUGAACCGCCUUCUGGGUAUAGGGUUAGUAAUAGCAGAAGUGCAAGAGAACCAGGCAAAAGAAAAGAAGACGAAAUGGAUAAGCUAAACGAAAAUGAUUAACGAGCGAGAAUUGAGGGCACUGACAUUAACAACUCAGACUUGAAGGCGUACAAGUACUGUGUGGACUAAAUAUAUGUUUGCAUAGAAUGCAAAAGGAAAUAAAUCGAGAAGUGAACCAUUCAUUCAUUCAUUGGCCAACAAAUUUUAGACGACAAUUUCAUAUGCAUUAUAUUAUUUUAAAAUUAUCAUUAAAUUCUCGACUUUGUUGCCCUCUGUUUGCAAAGACUUAAAGUGCCCAAAACGAAUGCCUUACGAAUUUAAUCAUAAAAAAUUAUAAUAAUAGCAAAAAUAGAUCACACUGAAUGAAAAAAUAUUAUUGUAAAUAGUUGGCAUGAAAUUUACGGUUAUAAGUAUAUUUAUUUUUAAAUUAAUUUACUUAAUUAAUCUUAAAUUAUUUAUUUAUAUUUAUUUAUUUACAUAUACAUAUAUAUACAUAUAUAAUACCUACAAAUACUGUUAGUAAAAUUAUUGAAUAAAUUAUUUAUAACAUUUGCUCUGGGCAUAAGUAGCAAACCUGUCUAUAUAUACACAUCAGUCUUGUAUAGAAUUACUUCGACAUGAAAUACAGCUUGAAACUUGAGUUACACUUUAAUUGCAUGUAAUUGUGUUAAAAGCGGAAUGACCUCGAGCCUUUUGGCAGGAUAAUUGCCACGUAAAACUUCUAACCUAUAGCCCUUAAGCUAUAAUGGCUUUGAAAUAGAAAAUUUAAGUAUAUGUGUGCUUGUAGCUUAAUUAAAGCGUUUUAUUUGAUUUUAAACGUAAAACGAACAAAAACUUAUCAAUAUUUAUGAAAUCGGAUAAGUUUUUAGAUAUAAGCAAUUAAAUGAACUUGCUCCAAGUAAAUGUCUUUCUACAUAACAUAUGAAAGGUUAGAAUUUGAUUUUAUAUUUAAUAAUUUCCAAUAAAACGUCUCACGUAUUUGUGUAUUUUAAGCUUUAAUGCGAAGCCUGGAUGGCGAAGUUUUAGUCAUUACAGUUCUAUUAAAUUGUUUAUAUUUAUGAUUGUCAUUGUUAUGCUUUUUAAUAAUAAUAUAUAGCCAAUAAAAUUUAGUAAAAACUUAACGGAAAUAUCAUA